AUGGGGAUGUUUAACGGGGUAUUCUUUGCCAUGUUUGCGUUUGACGCCGUUUGGAGCAACCUCGUUUCAUCGCUGAUUCUAAACAAACCCGUAGAGAUCUAUUUCAACGGAACAGGGCUUCCAAACCCGCUGAAUUUAACAAUAGCAAUUGAACAGGAGCUUAUCGUCACCGAGUUCACAAAGGCAUUUGUCAGCUGUGAGAUCGGCGUCCAGAACAAUGGCUGGACAAUGCUGGCCUUUGUUGCAGGACAGUUGCCAGGCAACCUCGCAGCUGGACGGUUGGUCAAACACCUAGGCUGGCCCAUCAUGUACAUCCUGGCAUUUCUGUGCAACUGCGCAUGCUUGACCAGUAUGUUGCUCUUCGAUCCGGUGAACAGGGGCAUGGAGUUCUAUUUUCUGAUUCCGGUUGCAUGGGGUUUUUCGGACUCGGUGUGGAUGACUCAGUCUUCAGCAUACGUGGGGCAUAUGUUUCCAGACGAAAAGUGGCCGGCAUUCGUGGGGGUCCGCUCAGCCCUUUAUGUUGUAUGGGGUUCACUGUACGCCACAACAAACUUCAUCUGUAUGGAAGGCAAAAUAUACAUUGCGUUUGGUGUGAUGGGAUUUGCGUUGUGUUCUUUUGAAAUGUUUGAAUUCCUUCACCGUAAAGAGAAGAAAAAGUAAAUGCAGACGGUUUAAAUUUUACAGCAGCCUUUCUUCAUAUUACAGCAAUAUUUGUCCAAUAUUCAAUUUCCAUUGAAUAGAGGAGCCUGCAACCUGCAGUGACACUGCAUCUGGAUACGUUGAAAGUAAAAGUGUCUUAAUUUACAUUUCAAUUUUCAUUUAGAGCUUGGCUUCUUUCUGUAUGUUCAUUCCUAACAAAUAGCAAAUGCUUGUAUCUAAAUGAUGCUACAACUGAAUAUAUUAAAACAUACCUGAAUU
Lingula anatina is the source of this 918-nucleotide messenger RNA. RefSeq names its product N-acetylglucosamine transporter UNC93A-like. The record is from RefSeq and is a predicted model, not a curated record. Lineage: Eukaryota; Metazoa; Brachiopoda; Lingulata; Lingulida; Lingulidae.